AUGGCAGCAGGGGAUCCAGCCAUAUUCCAAGUAUCACUUCAGGAUGUGAAGCAAAGAAAGAAGCCCUUGGUGAAGGGCUUGGCAACUCCAGAGAAGGCAAUGAUCACUUUAGAUGCCAUGAAGGCAUUAGAUCCAUGUCAGUUAAAACCUGAUAGCAUGGAGACGGAAAGAAUCAUAACCAUCUUGGAUGAGACAAUUGCCAAGCUGGAAAUGAGCAGUUUGAUCCCAUGUAUUAUUGACUCUCUGGACAGGUUUGCUGAUAUGUUGGGACCUGAGAUCACAAACAACUUGAUCGAGCACCAAAAGCUUUCAAACGAAAUGGAGCACCUGCUUGCCAGCUGGGAAGAAGAGGACACCACGAGAGCUGAGGAACAACGGGGCUGUCUCUGCUUGCUAGAGCAACGUCUGAAAUGUUCUGUUAGAAAUGUCCUGAGACUCUUACUGGCCAACCCUUUGCUUUGCCAGGCUCUGAAAUAUGAAGCCCGGGCGAGAGAGUCACCAGCUGAAGUGUUUAUCAAAGCCUUUGGGGAGUUCAGGAAUUUCAUGCUUGAGCGACUCCUGACUAGUCCCAUGGAAGAAGAAGAAAAGAUUAAGUUCAUGGAAGACAUCUCCCUCCAGAUUAAGAAAAACGCUGAAGCAAUCACAGCUUUACAGGCAGAACUGGCAGCAGCAAUCCGGACUCGAGAGGAGGAGAUUCACAAGAAGGACAAUGUGAUCAAAGACCUCAAAACCAGCAUGCAAGAUCUGGCCAAAGUCUGCAAGGCUGGCAUCCAGCAGAUCAAGCAGGAAGGAGAAAAACAGCAAAAAGAAGAGCUGCAAGCCUCCCAGGCCAGGUGUGCCAGGCUACAGCAGGACAUUCAGCAGCUAGGAGCACAACUCAAUGCACUUGUACUGGAGCAUCGAGCAUCAGAGCUGGCUCUCAGAAAGAGGAAAUGCAGAGUAGAGACGGAAAUUGUGAACUGGAUCCAGAAAUAUGACACAGACAUGGGAGAAAAACAGGCUGAGUAUGAGGAUGUUAAUGCUGCCUACACCGAGGAGAAGGCCCAGCUGUCCCUGCUGAUGGAGAAACGUGCUGUGCUUCUCCAGGAGUAUUCCCAGAUUGAGGAGGAGCGCAGGAUAUGCCAGGAGAAGAAGGAGCAGGCUUUGAAGGAAUUCACCACCAUGACCCUUGCUGCCACCCGCAUCCAGGCCUUCUGGAGAGGCUACUUGGUCCGGUCCCUCUUCAAAUCAAAAAGGAAGAAGAAGAAGAAGAAGAAGGGCAAGGGCAAGAAGACUAAGAAAUAA
Haliaeetus leucocephalus (bald eagle) is the source of this 1284-nucleotide messenger RNA. RefSeq names its product IQ motif containing D (gene DRC10). The record is from RefSeq and is a predicted model, not a curated record. Gene Ontology annotation, molecular function: protein binding. Bases 1 to 1284 code for a protein of 427 amino acids. The transcript is spliced from 4 exons. NCBI's taxonomy places the organism in Eukaryota, Metazoa, Chordata, Aves, Accipitriformes, Accipitridae.